UCCCGUGCCAGGACUUGCGGCGGCUGCAGCGGCACCUCGAACUGGGGGAAGUGUCGGGUCGGUGUGGGGCUGAGCAGCAACUACAGCGGGAGUCGUAGUGGUAGUACUAGGAGGAGUAGAACGCGGCACUUCCACGGAGAAACACCGAGAAGAGGUACCGGGACCGAGGGAAGCAGCAGUGAUCGGGGCUUGAGAGCACAUUCCAGCGGAGGAGAAAAUGAGACCAGCCUGCUCGGAGCCUGUGUGACGGGGCUGAAGGCUCUUUGACUCCGGACAUUGUACCAACUCUUCCCCUGCAGCAGCAGCAGCAGCUCUGACUUAGAAAGAAAACCAGAGGAGGAAGACUCUAAAGUUUCUAGCUUUAAAAGGAAGUUCCCAAGACUCAAAGAUGGAGGAGGGAUACGAACUGGACCUCACGUAUAUCACAGAGCGCAUCAUCGCAGUGUCCUUCCCCCGGGGUUGCACAGAGGAGGUCUACUCGCACAACCUGAAGGAUGUGACGCGGAUGCUCAAGUCCAAGCAUGCAGACAAUUACCUGAUUAUCAACCUCUCUGAGAGAAGACACGAUCUCUCGAGAAUGAACCCGAAGACCCUGGACACAGGCUGGCCCGACCUGCAUGCUCCGCCUCUGGAUAAGAUCUGCACCAUCUGCAAGGCCAUGGAGGGCUGGCUCAAUGCGGACCCUCUACAUGUGGCGGUUAUACACUGCAGGGGCGGCAAAGGUCGAAUCGGUGUUGUCAUUUCAUCAUUUGUGCAUUUCACCGACGUGUCUGCCAGUGCUGAUCAGGCAUUGGACCGCUUCGCCAUGAGGAAAUACUACGAUGAUAAGGUCUCAGCGCUGAUGACACCUUCCCAGAAGCGGUAUGUUUGGAUCCUCAACAGCCUCCUGAGUGGAUCCAUGAAGAUCAACGCCUCCCCCUUGUUCCUGCACUGCGUCAUCCUGCACGGGAUACCGAACUUCGACGCCACCGGAGUUUGUCGUCCCUACAUCAGGGUUUACCAGGGGAUGCAAGCGGUGUAUUCAUCUGGAAUCUAUCACAUCGGUCCAGGCCACCGGGACCGGGUAUGCAUCACCCUGGCGCCCGCCCAGCUACUAAAAGGGGACAUCAUGAUUAAAUGCUAUCACAAAAGCGACCAAUCCUCAGAGCGUGAAGCCAUUUUCCGGCUCCAGUUCCACACCGGAGCAGUGCAGGGCUACAACCUGAUGUUUGAGAAAGAGGACAUGGAGACCGCCAGCAAAGAUCCCAGAUUUCCAGAUUACGGGAAAGUGGAACUGGUGUUCUCCGAGGGACCAGAGAGAAUCCCAGGUGCCGACAGGUGGCAAAACGGGUCGGAUGUUAUUGUGGACUACAACACGGCGGAUCCUCUCGUCCGCUGGGACUCCUACCAGAACCUCUGUGACGGCGAAGCACCCCGCUCUCAAGGCCUAACCCAGGACAAAGCGGCCAACAAGAGGAGCCCCGGCGGAGGAGAGGCGACGCUGGGCCGAGGCGCCCGCACAACCUCCAGCACCUCCAGCCCUGACCAUAGCGACCACGCCCUCUCCGUCAGCAGUGACUCUGGCCUGUCCAGCACUUCCCUGUGGGCGGACAGACCCACGCCUGCCAACACAGCCACCAUCAAGGCUAACCAGCAGGGCCCCAGCCAGCAGGAGAAGGUCCAGCUGAAGCGCCUCCUUAGCGGCUUCGGUCUUGAGGACCCCUCGCUGGAGGAAAUGGAUGACCAAGGCCCUAGGGUGGGCAUCCAGACGAUAGUUCCAGCACAGGUGCACAUCAACGGGGACGCCCGACCCCGAGAGAGGGAAACGGACAUCCUGGAUGAUGAGGUGAUCACAGGUCAUGAUCUGCACAGCGUGGACAGCCUGGGGACCUUGUCGUCGUCCUGCCACAAGAGCAGCCAGAACUCCCUGCUGUCGGAUGGCUUCGGAAGUCCUGGAGGAGAGGAGCAGCCGAGCCAUACCCAGCAUCACCUUCCCGCACCCCCACCCAUGGAGGAAUAUGAGCGAGUCUUCGCUGAGUCUGGAAGGGGCUGUCUGAACUCCAGGAGCAACUCGGUGGCCUCCUCGAAUCCCAGUAGUGCUGCCAUGCCCAAGCAGCACGUCUACAGACAGGGGAGCUACUCCACACAGUCCUGGGUUCGCCAGCAGCAGAUGGUUGCUGCACAACAGUUUAUCUACAUGCCAGACGAGGGAAACGAUGCAGAGAGAUACCCAGGAAACAAGCAGGGGGUCAGUUUACCCAAAGGUGGCCUACCCGCUGAACCCAAGGGCCCGACCAGGGACACUACAGUGGACACUUUGAGAAACACUGCACCCAUCAAGGAACAGACAACUAUGAACAAUAACAACAACAACAAACAGGAUGACGAGUUCAAAUCUUUAACGAUGGACAUUGACAACUCCAUCGAUCAGCUCAACCAGCUCAUCAUGGACCUGGAUCCCACGUUCGUGCCGACAUCCAGCCGCAGCAAUUCCAUCAAGAGGAAUGGCAGCACGCACGUCAACAGCUCGGCGGGCAAAUGCACCAAUGGCAUCAACGAUAGUAACGCAGCAACCCCGACAAACACGCAGCAGACAGCUGUCCAGUCCAGCGAGGGGCGGGUGGCGGCCACACGGAGUCUGAGUCGCCAAGGAAGUGAAGUCGCGGAUCAGCCGAGCUUCUGUAGCUCAGGGUGGCGCGGGCCGGAGGAGUACAGGGGCCAGCGGACGUAUUCCCCCUGUGUGCCACAGUCCCAGCAUCGCAUGUUGUUCAGGACAGACAGCGCCGACUACAAGGCUCAGGGCCCAGACAUGGACGGCAGGGUCGAGGCCGGGAGUGAUAUGACCCCACCCACUCCUGGCUUCCCCAUCUCUCCACCCACACCGUAUGUGAAAAAUAUGUCAGAAUUGAUUGACCACAUGCAAACGCCAUCUCCUAGCGUGCAGUCAUAUGGCGGCUACAGAACAGACCACGAGCCCCGGGAAUAUUCGGAGAUGAUCGGCCAUGUUGGGGUUGAAAGGCUGCCCGACUCCUCCAUCAACUGCCACAGGAUGCCAAGUGCUACAAACUCGUCCUCAAUGGUCGGGACCCUUCAACGGACAGAGAGCUCAUCCAUGAGCCAGUCCUGGCCAGAGCAUCCGUUGCUGACUCGCCACUCCUCCCUGAGCAGCUACUCCUCCACCAGGCAACCGCCGCAGCACUCCAUGUCUCUGGACUAUGGCCACCACUCUCCUCCCCUGCACCACCCGCAUAUCCACCCCGCCCCCAACGCCCACAGCUCCCCUCGAAGCAGCCAGCGAAGCUGCAUGGCUCGCUAUGCUCUCAGCCACAGUUCGGUUCAAAGCUUCGACGAGCCAGACGGCUACGGCACGGACUGCCCCGGCUCCUCUCUGCUGGGAAACGGAGGCAUGGACAGGAAUCUUUUGACCUCCAUGGACGGUCAGGGUCAGUUCCAGAUGCCCCAGGUGCAGCCCCCACUUCUGCCUGAGAAGAAGAGGGCGUCAGAGGGGGAGCACUCGCUCGGAACAGCCUCUCCAGCCCCCAGCGGGUUCUCCAGUCCCCACAGUGGGAGCUCUGUGAGCAUCCCCUUCCCCAGUGUCUUGCCUGACUUGUCAUCUUUGACACCAGGCACUGCCUCACCUCUGCCAGAUGUGCUUGCCAGCAAGCAGCUUACUGUCAAGUUUGUUCAGGACACAUCAAAAUUCUGGUAUAAGCCAGAUAUCUCAAGGGAUCAAGCCAUCUCGGUCUUGAAGGACAACGAGCCUGGCUGCUUCAUCGUCCGGGACAGCCACUCCUUCAGGGGCGCCUAUGGGCUGGCGAUGAAAGUUGCCACGCCGCCACCCUCUGUUCUCCAGCUGACCAAGAAAGGGGGGGAUCUAGCCAAUGAACUAGUCCGCCACUUCCUGAUUGAGUGUACGCAGAAAGGAGUUCGGUUGAAGGGCUGCCCCAACGAGCCUUAUUUUGGAAGUUUAACAGCAUUGGUCUGCCAACAUUCGAUCACUCCCCUGGCCCUGCCCUGUAAACUCAUUAUACCCGACAGAGAUCCUCUCGAAGAUGUCGUGGAGAACAGCUCACAGACAGUCACCAACUCAGCCGCGGAGCUGCUAAAACAGGGAGCAGCCUGUAACGUGUGGUACCUGGGCUCAGUGGAGAUGGAGUCCCUGACGGGCAUCCAGGCGGUGCAGAAGGCCACCAGCAUGACCCUGAGCUCCAACCCUCCGCCGACCUCCACCGUGGUCCACUUCAAAGUUUCCUCCCAGGGAAUCACCCUCACUGACAACCAGAGAAAGCUUUUCUUCAGGAGACAUUACAACGUCAGUACAGUCAUAUUUUGUGCAUUGGACCCUCAAGAUAGAAAGUGGAAAAAAGAUGGCUGCACUUCAGCAAAGAUCUUCGGCUUCGUGGCGAGGAAAUCCGGCACUUCCAUGGACAAUAUAUGUCACCUGUUUGCAGAGCACGACCCAGAGCAGCCGGCGAGCGCCAUCGUCAACUUUGUCUCUAGGGUGAUGAUCGGCUCCCAGAAGAGUAAGUAGGACAGAGCCGAUCACACGGUCACCUGGACAGACUUUAACUGAGAGCAGGAAAAAAAACAAGUAAAGACGGAAAGACUGAAACAAUGGAUAAAGGUUUACGGAGUGAAGAUGGUGAUCGAGCUGUACAUUGACCCUGGAUAUUACCUGGUUAUUAUUUACACUCCCUUACCAGCACCAGGACUUUUAACUUCAUCUUUCAAUAGACAAAAUAUAUAAAUCCCAUUGUUUUUAAAUUGUAUUUCCUGUAAAAUGAACUAAAUUAGCAAAUCAAACAUCUAAAUCAUAUGAAAUGUGUUAUUUGUUUCCUUCAAUAUCUUAUACUGUUAGAUAUGUAAUUAUUCUCAUCAUAUCUUAAAGGAUAUAACAUAAGGGCUGCUUUUCCUUUUCAUGCGUAGAUGCGGACAAAUCAAGAAAACAUGACGUUUGCAUGUGACUUUUUUUCCCUCUAAUAUUUGACCAAAAAAACCUGUUGUAAAGUUUGUAGCCAAAGUAGAACAACCUCUCUGCUGCAUCUUCCUCAUGGAAUUUAAAUGUGCAAAGCUAAUAUGUAUAAUUUGGACUCUGAAGCAGGCUACAUCAUAAACAGGAUUAUCUUAUUUAAUCUAUGCAAUGUAAAUGUUUUAUUUUUUUAAACUACGGCCUUUUGUGCAUGUGCAGCGCGCACACGAGGCCUCUGGACUUUUUCUUCCUUAGGUGUUUGUGAAUAUGACCACUUAUAAACCGUUAGAUGAAAGUGUGUGUGUGUGUGCGUGUGUGUGUGUGUGUGUGUGUGUGUGUGUGUGUGUAUGUGUAUGUGUGUGUGGGCGCAUGUGUGUGUGGGAGGAACCAUAGAAAAAAAAUAUUUUAAUGCUAAUAUAUAUUGAAUUGACUGGAGUUGGAUAAAAUAACCCACACAUCAGUACUUUGUGUAGGAGAUCGUGGCCUUCCACUCACAGCUGCCAAAUAUGACUUUGUUUUGUCCGCUCUGCUGGGACACGGGUCACGUGGCAGUGUCUGGGUAUCGAACACUAGCCAGCGUACGCGGCUCUGUACCUUCAGUUUGACAGACGCCUUCACUGCAUUAGUGUUUUUUGGAGGAAAAACAAAGUGUUGGAAUUGCACAAUGAAAUGUAGUAUUUGACAUAUUUAGCCGGUCAUCUGUCAAUGACAUAUACCUCCUCUGGGAGAAACAUGUUUAUUAUCCCGCUGAGUGUUUGUUGACAUGUAUAUGAGAUGAUGACAAUUUUUUUUCUCCCUUUUUAAUUAUUUGUGUGUGUUGGCUAUGGGGGCAGCCAUUUUAACCAGAGAGGGACCGAAACUACCACCACGAUAAAGCUCUGUUGAUAUUCUCACAUUGAUUAUGUUCACGUUUGUUAUGUUUUUAUAAUUUGUUUUCAUGACCUAUUAUCCGUACCUCAUACUUAUCUCAUACAAUACUGUGCCUCUGUUUAUAACAUGCUACAUGUGAGCGGUUUAUUUGUAUAUUGACUUUUGCAUUGUUUGAUGUGUUCUGUAAAUAAACAAAAGGAAACAUUUGAUGUAAUCCUGGUGAUCCCAACCCCUUAAAUUAAAAGUUGGACGUAGA
This is a messenger RNA of Platichthys flesus (European flounder), 6074 nucleotides long. RefSeq names its product tensin-3-like. The record is from RefSeq and is a predicted model, not a curated record. The transcript has 27 exons. The coding region runs from base 389 to 4510 and encodes 1373 amino acids. NCBI's taxonomy places the organism in Eukaryota, Metazoa, Chordata, Actinopteri, Pleuronectiformes, Pleuronectidae. Gene Ontology annotation, molecular function: protein binding.